UACGAAAAAUUACGCUCCGUUCAGUUGACGUUGAUCCGGCAAGCGCAGUGCUUCGAUUUUUCUUUUCUAUUUUCUUAGCAAAAUUCGGGUGGUUUUUUGAAAGUAGAAAAGUACAAGAAGAUACUAUUUAUAUGCCGCUUUAGUCCAUUGGUGGUUGUGAUUAGGUGAAAAAGUGAACGAUGACGUCGUAUUUUCAAUUAAUUAUCUUAGCCCUUUUGCUUCUCCUACCAAUUUUGUACGAGAGCUCUGCGGCAUUUCGAUACUACACUAAAUUUUUUGUUUACGGCCUGGGAAUCACAAUAAAUAGCAUAAUUCUAAUCCCAGUAUUCCUGUGUAGACCCUGGAAUGUCCGGAAUUUAAAAAUUGGCGGGUUAUUCUGCAGACCCAUUUCCAAGAUAAUCGGCAUCAAAUGGACCCUUCGUGGGGAAGAGUACAUGAGUCAGGACAAACCAUUUGUGAUUGUGGCCAAUCAUCAGACAUCCUUGGAUAUCCUGGGAAUGCUGGACAUUUGGGAUGUCAUGGAUAAGUGUACAGUUGUGGCCAAGAGGGAGCUCUUCUAUGCGUGGCCUUUUGGUUUGUCAGCCUGGCUGGGAGGUUUGAUAUAUAUUAAUCGGAAUUCUAGUGAUAAAUCACGCAUGAUACUCAAUAGCGUGGGUGAUUAUCUGAAGAAAGAUAGGGUUAAGUUGUGGAUUUUUCCUGAGGGAACACGGCGCAAUACCAAUGAUAUUCAUGCUUUCAAAAAGGGCGCCUUUCACAUUGCAAUUUCUGAACAAUUGCCAAUCCUUCCUGUUAUCUUUAGCUCCUACACUCAUUUCCUCGAUAGCAAGCGAAAGGUGUUUGACAAUGGAGAAGUUAUUAUUACAACACUACCUCCAAUCUCCACUGUGGGCAUGACAACUAAAGAUAUUGAUGGCCUCAUGGAGAAAACUAAAGCUCUGAUGAAGAAUGUUUAUCUUGAGACGACAGCUGAGGUGAAUGCCAAGUUCAUGAAGUCCAAGAUCUCGGGUAUGGGAAAGAAGGAUGAGAAGGCAACCAAUUGAGCGAUUUGUAUACAUUUACCUCCAAGAUAUAAUUACCAGUGACAUUAUUAUUAAUAUGGUGAUAAAUCUGGGGGCAAAUAUUUCUCUUAUCAAUGCUCCAGUUUUGCUUUAGUUGAGAUUUCGAAGUGAAAUGAGGAUUUCAAAACAUAUCAAUUGAUAUUUCGAGUUUAUCUCUUUUAUUGCUAUAGGAACUUUUGAUUUUAGUCAAAAUAAAGCUUUUUGUAUUGCUAAAAAGAAAUAUAUGAAGAGAUAGUUGGAGUUUUUCUUCCAAAAAAUUUUUACAUUUUUAUUAUCACUCUUUCAAUGAUCUCUCCUCACUUGUUUGAAGAAAUAACUCCACUAUUCUCUCAAAUUUUUCAAUGUUUACUCGAAGAGAUAUUAUGUAAAGAAUUGGGGUUUAUGAUAAAUUUCUAAAGAGAAACAUAUUGGAGUGUUUGAUAAGAGAAAUAUAGGACUUCCUAAAAAUAUGCCCUUACUCUUUGCCACAACAAAAUGUUGAAUAAUAACACAUUUAAUUGUAGUAAGAAAAAAAAGCAAAUUGCAAAAUAGAACUAACGACUAAUUUUUAGAAAGAAAAGAAAACCAAGUAUAUUUCUGCAUUUGUAAUAAAAAUGAUUAUAUAGUUGCCAUAAUUUACUUAACAAAAAAAAAAUCGUCCUAUCGAAGAAUCAACUUAUCACUUUGAUUCUUGAUAAGAAUAACCACAAAAUUCUCAUUGCACAUUCCAAAAAAAAUGUUUUGUUUUUUUCUACAAAGAAUAUUCCCAAAAUAUUUUGCAUUUAGUAGAACAUUAAAAAAGAGUAACCAAACACUUAUGUUUUUUUUUAUUCCAAACACCAGCCAAGGCGGAUUGUCAUUAUUCAAAUAAUUGAAUUGAUAUCAUCUGCCUUUAAUUGUAUUGAUCUAAAUUUUGUAAUUCAAUUCUAAUUCACGUUGGUAUUGAUUCUAAUGUAAAGGUGUGUGGUGUGUUUUGUAUAGAGAAAACACGGGAUAUUGAUGUCUCAAUUUUAACUGUGUUUUAAUUAAUUUUAUUAUUUGCUCUAAAGCCAAAGACGGGGAAUAUUAUGUGAAGUGUAUUUUUCUGUAUAAUCUAAAUAUAUAUUAAAACAAAAUUUUAUCUCAAAAA
Messenger RNA from Phlebotomus papatasi, 2166 nucleotides. It is a transcript of the gene Agpat1, whose product is annotated as 1-acyl-sn-glycerol-3-phosphate acyltransferase alpha. Gene Ontology annotation, biological process: phosphatidic acid biosynthetic process. Gene Ontology annotation, cellular component: membrane; endoplasmic reticulum. Lineage: Eukaryota; Metazoa; Arthropoda; Insecta; Diptera; Psychodidae. Gene Ontology annotation, molecular function: 1-acylglycerol-3-phosphate O-acyltransferase activity. The record is from RefSeq and is a predicted model, not a curated record. The transcript is spliced from 2 exons. Bases 180 to 1040 code for a protein of 286 amino acids.